Molecule: messenger RNA, 510 nt
Organism: Hydatigera taeniaeformis
Lineage: Eukaryota; Metazoa; Platyhelminthes; Cestoda; Cyclophyllidea; Taeniidae
Source: the annotation of a GenBank genome assembly
AUGCUAUCCACCUCCGUUGCUUCAAUAAUUAAUCUUUUCAUUGCUUUCCAUCCAGCUGACGUCAUGGUCUCAUUUGGUGCGAAAACGAUAUAUGCCGUUGAUGUAGGCUCCGUCUAUGACACCAAUCUGACAAACUAUGGUGAUUGGCUCUCGGGCUGGUGGCUCAUAUAUCAGCGUUUCUUCCGCUGGUGGGGUCCUCCUAUCAGGGUACCCAACUUUACGGAGAUUCAGUCGCGAUUGGCCUACAUCUCUUGCAUUCGUCAAUUGGAGGAAGUCAAAGCGAGUGGAAUUUGUCAUUAUCUUCGCCCUCCAAUUGAUCGUUUCAUGACUCUCCAAUUCUCAGCCUUUGAGGAGAUUAUGGUAAACAUUUUCUCCUUUCUUGUCUAUAUUUGUCCAAGGCGAAGCAGUUAUCUUAGAUACCAGUGGUUCACACUUGGAAUGUGUAUUUUUCAUGUCCUAAACUCUAUUUUUCCAAACCUUGGAAUAAACCAUCUUAAAACAGCAGAAUAG